This is a messenger RNA of Fulmarus glacialis (Northern fulmar), 1001 nucleotides long. It is a transcript of the gene MAK16, whose product is annotated as MAK16 homolog (S. cerevisiae). Gene Ontology annotation, biological process: maturation of 5.8S rRNA; maturation of LSU-rRNA. The transcript has 9 exons. The record is from RefSeq and is a predicted model, not a curated record. NCBI's taxonomy places the organism in Eukaryota, Metazoa, Chordata, Aves, Procellariiformes, Procellariidae. Gene Ontology annotation, cellular component: nucleolus; preribosome, large subunit precursor. The annotation marks the transcript as partial.
GUUGUCUGGGACACGCUGGGAAACANNNUUUAUCUCACCUUUCUUUCCAGGACAAAAACCCAGAAUUUCUGCCGCAACGAGUAUAACCUGACCGGUCUGUGCAACCGUUCCUCCUGCCCGCUGGCAAACAGCCAGUAUGCGACCAUCAGGGAGGAGAAAGGUCGGUGUUACCUGUACAUGAAGACGAUAGAGCGGGCAGCUUUUCCCCGUCGACUCUGGGAGCGGGUCCUACUAAGCAAGAACUAUGAGAAGGCACUGGAAGAGAUAGACGAGAACCUCAUCUACUGGCCGCGGUUCAUCCGACACAAAUGCAAGCAGCGAUUUACUAAGAUCACACAGUACCUUAUCCGCAUCCGGAAGCUGACGCUCAAGCGACAGAGGAAGCUUGUUCCUCUGCGCAGAAAGAUUGAAAGGCGAGAGAAGAGAAGAGAGGAGAAAGCCCUGAUUGCCGCUCAGCUGGAUAACGCCAUUGAGAAGGAGUUACUGGAAAGACUGAAACAGGACACAUAUGGAGACAUUUACAACUUCCCCAUUCAUGCCUUUGACAAAGCCUUACAACAGCAAGAUGCAGAAAGCGAGAGCGAGUCCGACGCAGAGAAGGAAGAAGAUGAUGAUGAGGACAUGAGUAAAAGAGAGUUUGUGGAAGCAGAUGACAGUGACCUCAGCGACUUUGAGGACAUGGAUAAGUUGGAGACAAGUAGUGAAGAGGAACGGGAAGAGGAGGAAGAAGUAGAGAAGAAAGCCUCUCACUCCAAAUCUAAAGGGAAAACUCCCCUGAAAGGACCAGCCAGAAGAAAACGUCCCUACAUUGAAAUAGAGUAUGAAGAAGAAACAGAGCCAACCACCAAAACAAAAGCAGCCUGACUCCUUCCUGAACCCGCAUUUUGUACUGAAUGACAGGACUCCAGUUCUGUCACUAGAACUCCUUCCAGCUUUCGCCACUCUGUGCAGGAGCCUCAAAAAUUACUCCUUUUUCAAUAUUCUAAUUGAUAAUUUUCUUU